Molecule: messenger RNA, 1374 nt
Organism: Cajanus cajan (pigeon pea)
Lineage: Eukaryota; Viridiplantae; Streptophyta; Magnoliopsida; Fabales; Fabaceae
Product: F-box/FBD/LRR-repeat protein At1g13780
Molecular function (GO): protein binding
Source: RefSeq, a predicted model, not a curated record
AUGACAGAAAGAAAGGUCUUUAAAAUAGCACCACAACACGGUGGUGGUAGCGUGGAUAGGUUAAGUGAACUCUCUGAGGGUAUUCUUCUUCACAUCCUCUCACGAUUGGAUACGAAAGAAGCCGCAGUCACAUCAAUUUUGUCCACUGCAUGGAGAAACCUUUUUCUUUCGGUUCCCGAAAUUCGCCUUUGUUUCUCCAGAAUGGAUGCUUUUGAACGCGGUGGACUCUUUCCUCUUUUCACACGUUUCGCCAAUCGAGUUCUUCAAGAGCGAAAUGAUGCACCCAUUAAAGGUAUUCGGCUUAACGUGGAGUUCUUCAAUGAAAGGUUUCGACCCAGUUUGGAAUCGUUGUUCUCCACAGUGGCUCAUUCACUUUCCACUCACAAAGUUCAAGUUGUGUGUAUUAUUGUUGAUAUUGAUAGCCUAAAUGAGUUUGAUGAGUUUGAGCCAUGCACUUUUAUUAAGGUGCCACGUGGAAUGUUCUCGUCUGAGACCCUAGUUCAUUUGCAUUUACACGUUCGUGUGGCUUGGGAUGUUCCAAAAUUUGUUUGGUUGCCGAAUCUCAAGUUUCUUCACUUGAUUUCGUUAAGAUUGGUGGACCAAGAUUCUGUUCCGAGGCUUCUACAAGGUUGUCCUUUGCUUGAAAAUCUGAUACUAGUUUUGCGGUCUUUGGAUGAGUUCGAGAAUGGAGAAGAAGCCGUACAAGUCGAUUCUCUUAGCAUCUUCAGUCCCUCCCUGAAGUGGUUGAUGUUUGUGUGGCAAGAUAGAGUUGAAUCAAACUUCAGUGUUUUUGUGACAUCGGAAAAUCUUGAGAGUUUCUCUUGCGAACUCGAAGGGCCGUACAAGGUUACAUUAGAUGCGCCAAAGCUCAAGUCUUUGAACCUUUAUGGGGAGGUGUUUGAAUUUAACAUGACUCAAAAACUGGUCUCUAUUGUUGAGGCUCUCUAUCUUUAUCCAUCGGUGCCAACUCUCACGAACUUGAUCAAGCUAGAGCUUAAACCUGACUAUACCCUUCAGUUUGACGGUGGGGUGAUCUCGCGGGUGCUAUUGAACUUGUUUGAAUGUUCUCCAAACCUUGAAGUCCUUAUCUUCAAUACGGUGUCCGAUGUUUACUUUGGCGACGGUGACUAUUUUGAUUCUGUUUUGUCACGGGCUCUUCCACUGUCAUUUGUUGAGCAUCUUAAGGUAAUAGAACUGAACAAAUUUAGGUAUGGAGAACUUGAAUUCAAGCUGGUGGAAUAUUUUUUGAAGAAUGGAAAAUCUCUGGAAAAGAUUGCUAUUGGUGUAAAUGAUUGGGAGUUUGUACCGAAACAUCGCAACAAGAUACUCUCCUUCGAGAAGUGCUCAGAGGAUUGUCAGAUUGUAUUCAGAUAG